Molecule: messenger RNA, 5888 nt
Organism: Phyllostomus discolor (pale spear-nosed bat)
Lineage: Eukaryota; Metazoa; Chordata; Mammalia; Chiroptera; Phyllostomidae
Gene: ZYG11B
Product: zyg-11 family member B, cell cycle regulator
Exons: 14
Coding region: 178-2412 (744 amino acids)
Cellular component (GO): Cul2-RING ubiquitin ligase complex
Molecular function (GO): protein binding
Source: RefSeq, a predicted model, not a curated record
CGCUCCGGGUCCCGCUGCGGCUGCGGGUGCUGCACUUCCAGCUUCUGAGCGAAGGAGGCUGAGGCCUGGGCCGAGCCCGGAGCCGCCGCUCGCCGGAGCCUCCUGGAGCCCCCGCGCCGGCUCAACCUGGGGGCGGGCUCAGGCCCGGCCCGCCGCCGAGCCCAGGACAGAGGCUGCAUGCCCGAGGACCAGGCCGGCACAGCCAUGGAGGAGGCAUCUCCCUAUUCCUUACUUGAUAUCUGCUUGAAUUUCCUGACCACGCACCUUGAGAAGUUCUGUUCAGCAAGACAAGAUGGAACAUUGUGUCUGCAAGAACCUGGAGUAUUCCCACAGGAAGUAGCUGACCGACUGCUUCAGACCAUGGCCUUUCAUGGUCUACUGAAUGAUGGAACUGUAGGUAUUUUUAGGGGAAACCAGAUGCGCUUAAAGAGAGCUUGCAUUCGCAAAGCCAAGAUCUCUGCUGUUGCUUUUCGGAAAGCAUUCUGCCACCACAAGUUAGUGGAACUUGAUGCAACAGGUGUGAAUGCUGACAUCACGAUUACAGACAUCAUCAGCGGGCUUGGCAGUAAUAAAUGGAUCCAGCAAAAUCUGCAGUGCCUGGUGCUGAACUCAUUAACUCUGUCCCUUGAAGAUCCUUAUGAGCGGUGUUUCAGCCGGCUUUCUGGUCUUCGAGCAUUAAGCAUCACUAACGUUCUCUUUUACAAUGAAGACCUGGCCGAAGUUGCCUCAUUGCCAAGAUUAGAGAGUCUGGAUAUUUCUAACACCUCGAUCACAGACAUCACGGCUCUGCUGGCCUGCAAAGACCGACUCAAGUCUCUUACCAUGCACCACUUGAAAUGUUUAAAAAUGACAACCACGCAGAUACUGGAUGUUGUUCGAGAACUAAAACAUCUGAACCAUCUUGAUAUUUCAGAUGAUAAACAGUUUACAUCAGACAUAGCUCUUCGUUUACUUGAACAAAAGGACAUCCUUCCUAACCUCGUCUCCUUGGAUGUUUCUGGGAGAAAGCACGUGACAGAUAAAGCUGUUGAAGCUUUUAUACAACAACGGCCCAGCAUGCAGUUUGUAGGUUUGCUGGCCACUGAUGCUGGUUACUCUGAAUUCCUCACAGGCGGAGGGCAUUUGAAGGUGUCUGGAGAAGCCAAUGAAACUCAGAUUGCAGAAGCAUUGAAGCGGUACAGUGAACGGGCAUUCUUUGUCCGAGAAGCUCUGUUUCACCUUUUUAGCCUGACACAUGUGAUGGAAAAAACAAAGCCAGAAAUUUUAAAGCUUGUGGUCACUGGGAUGAGAAACCACCCUAUGAAUUUGCCAGUGCAACUUGCUGCAAGCGCCUGUGUAUUUAACUUAACCAAGCAGGAUCUUGCUGCAGGAAUGCCUGUCCGACUCCUGGCUGAUGUGACCCAUUUACUGCUCAAAGCCAUGGAACAUUUUCCUAAUCAUCAGCAGUUACAGAAGAAUUGCCUCCUUUCACUUUGCAGUGACCGGAUCCUUCAAGAUGUCCCGUUUAACAGGUUUGAAGCAGCCAAGCUUGUCAUGCAGUGGCUCUGCAACCAUGAAGAUCAAAACAUGCAAAGGAUGGCAGUUGCUAUCAUUUCCAUCCUGGCUGCCAAGCUUUCUACAGAACAAACCGCACAACUUGGUGCUGAGCUCUUCAUUGUCAGGCAACUUCUUCAAAUAGUGAAGCAGAAAACCAAUCAAAAUUCAGUGGACACUACUUUGAAAUUUACCUUGAGUGCACUUUGGAACCUCACAGAUGAAUCUCCAACCACUUGCAGACACUUUAUUGAAAACCAAGGGUUAGAACUCUUCAUGAGGGUUCUAGAGUCUUUUCCAACAGAGUCAUCCAUUCAACAGAAAGUCCUAGGACUUUUGAACAAUAUAGCUGAAGUACAAGAAUUGCAUUCUGAAUUAAUGUGGAAGGAUUUUAUAGACCACAUCAGUAGCCUCCUACAUAGUGUUGAAGUGGAAGUCAGUUACUUUGCAGCAGGAAUUAUUGCCCAUUUAAUAUCUAGAGGUGAACAAGCUUGGACACUGAGCCGUAGCCAGAGGAAUUCUCUCCUGGAUGAUUUGCAUUCAGCUAUUUUGAAAUGGCCAACCCCAGAAUGUGAGAUGGUAGCAUACAGGUCCUUUAAUCCAUUUUUCCCAUUGCUUGGCUGUUUCACAACACCAGGAGUGCAGCUGUGGGCAGUGUGGGCCAUGCAGCAUGUCUGCAGCAAGAAUCCGUCAAGGUAUUGCAGCAUGCUGAUUGAGGAAGGAGGAUUGCAGCAUUUGUACAACAUCAAAGAACAUGAACAGACUGAUCCCCACGUCCAACAGAUUGCUGUGGCCAUUCUGGACAGCUUAGAAAAACACAUUGUGCGCCAUGGGAGACCCCCUCCCUGUAAAAAGCAGCCCCAGGCCAGACUAAAUUGAUAGCCAUAGGCAUUGGAUAAUUGAAUCACAAGAAUCCUUUUUGUGAUAGGUUCAUUUGGAAUAUCUUUACCCUCUGAUGUUUUGGGGUUUCUAUGACAAGAAUCUUAGAUCAGUUUUAGACUGAUGAUGUACAGUACUACCCAUGUGAACGGUCUCUAAUUUGUUUUGUGAUUUUUAACUUAUGAGGUAAGAAGGGUCUUUUCCUUCAUCAUUGCUUUUUAGGAAAAUUUCCACAUCUUUCAGUGUUUGCACUUACCUGUGCUUGAAAUUCUACAGUUUUAUGAUAAAAUUUGCACGAACUUUUAGACCAGAAACUCCUGAUCUUAAAGACCCUUCCAAUCAGUUUGCAGCUCCAGAUAAGCUGUUGACCUGAUUUCUGGCAUUGCUUCAGUUGUACAUUUUUUAUUGCUUCUGUAUAAAAUACCUUUAUUCUCUAUCUGUGUACGUUUUAUAAGAUGCCCUUCUUAGUGUGAAAGAAUAGAAAUCUGAAUCCUCUCCUUGGGAAAGCUACUCACUGGCUGGAGCCUGGAUGGCUGGAAGAAAAAUUUAUUAAAAAGAAAAACUAUUAAGGGAGACCAGAGUUGAAGAAUUGGGAAAAGCUCUGGUCUUAUGGUAUAGUUUUUAAACUGGAGCAGGCUAUCCUUCUGGAGUUCACCUGUCUUAGGGCAUGAACAGUAGCUGCUUCUUCAUAUUUAUUCCUGGAAGCAUGGGUUUCUGCUUCCUACACAGAUUGCUGGUUACUUUCUGGAAAUAUUUCCCUCAGCAUCAUAGUGUAAAAUAUUACAGCAUUCUGUGUUAAAGAUUGACUGUCUGAAUCUAUCUGUCACAUUGUUGUGAAAAUGUGAAUCUUUAAACUGUCUCGUUAAAACUGACCAUUCUUGUCCCUCUAUUUCAAAGUCAUUUUGUUCAGUGGAAUAGAGACUACACAUGAUAUCACCUGCUCAGUUAAAUACAGUUGACAACAGUAAAUUUUGCCACAAGAAGUUAUGUGUAUCUUAAUGUUUUCAUGCUGGGAAAAGAUGUCCACAUCUCACUGCCAAAAAUUAAUAACAAGAAUUAGACUGUUGUUAAAUGUGGUGAUUCCAGGUGCAGUGCAUGAAAGAAAAUACUUUUUGAUGGUUUUAUUUUUUAGACAUUUGCCUUUUCUUUAAUAUACCUAUUACAGUAUAGUAAAGAGUCAGUAUCAUUAUAUCAAUAAUGGCUGUUAGGAGGUAGCAAGUCACCAAGAAACUUAAUUCCCAUUUCAAAUUCUAGUUUGUGAAUAAGGUUAAUCACAGUCUCAUAUGACUGCAUUUCUUUUCAUAGAUGACCAAAAUUUUUUCAAUAGGGAUUUUAAAUGGUAUGUUUAAAUUAUUGUGAUAAUUUGGAAACAAUUUAGAAAGGAGCUGGUUUAUUAGUAUGCUGAUAACAUUUUUGAUGUACACAUUUUAUACCACUAUUAAAAUAAUCACACUUGAAUUAUUUGCUACUCCUCCACAAGGAUGAAAACUUAAACUAAAAAAGUAUUGAAAAGCUUUUUACAACCAUUAAAAAUCAAAUUGUGGGUUAAUUUUGACUUAAUUGGUUUAAGAAAAUGUUACAAGUCCAGCAUAAAUUUUCACACAUUAAGUCUGUUUCAGAGGAAAUAGAAAAUUCUUUAAAAUUCCCUCCCCACCUUUUAUUUUGAAUUUUAAUGUUUAUGGCAAAACAUAGAAAAUGACAGCCUGCAGUAGCUUGGAAGUUACUAGUAGCUAUGUUGACCAUUUCCAGGUCUCCUAGCUUGUGUAAUUAAAGGAAAGCCUAUUUGAGAAGUUUGGCUUCAGGCUUUUCUUAUAUCCCAUUUAAGACAAAAGUGCAUGUUCCUUAUGGGCUAAUCCUAGAUUUUUGUCUUAACAAAUUGUUUUUAGAAAUGGCUACAAAUGUACAGAAAAUAAUAAAUCUCUUCAUUAUGCAGAAUAACUUGUUGAUAGAUGAAGAUUCAAAAAUAUUUUAAUUUACUACUUUGAACACUGGUGAUGGCCAGAUAUCUCUGAUUCUUAAAAGCAAAAUAAUUGAUCACAUCCCAAAUAUAUAAAAAUUGUAGUGCCUUUAUUGUUGGGAUGGUUCUUUAAAUUGUAUGUCUAAUUAAGGCUCAGAAUUGUUUCUAAGGUCUUGAAUUUGGCUAAAAUAUAAUAGAUGUGUAUAUUGAAAUGAUAAGGCGUAACUGGCCUGUCUCUACAGCUAGCAUCUAUUAGGCCUCCCUUUUACAUUUAGAUAAUAGAAUUUAACAGUACUUGGUGCCUUCAAGGGUUACCUCUUCAAUGGCUUAAAGGUACUGUUUCAAGCACAAUUUAGACUAGGGUUGAACCACUCAUUGCUCAAAAUCGUAGGUGCACUCAGAUAUUGUAAAAUACCACUACAUCAGUCCAUAAGUAACAGCAAGAGUUAGAGCUAAAGGAAAUUGAAUUAGGCUUUUUAGAGUAUAAUGAUGCAUGUUGGUGUCAUUGAGUACAACAAGAACAUUCUGAAAUUAAAGCAAACAUAUUUAAGCCAUUUCAUUGUUUCCAUCAAGUAAGUUUUCCUGUGAUCUUUGUACUCUAAAAAAUCAUUUUUUUUCCUUUUGCAGUUGAAAAGAAACAUAAACCAAGUAGUGAUAAGGGGUUAGUUUACCCUCUGGCCAAGAACUCCGUGGCUACUGACCUUAAUUGAGGAUUUAAAAAAUCAUAUCAGACCCACAAUUUCAGGAAUUGACUUUAAUAUUGCUGCUCCUCACUCCUGGGUAGAAAUGCUGUUUAGUGGCACCAGUCAAUUUAAGUGAAUUACCCAAGGUGGUGGUGAAUCACCAUAGGCUGCUGUGAGAAUUUAAUUUUAUCUUUUGAUGGUGAACAUGCAAAGAAAGACCCAUAUUUAAAACCAUUAAUCUUAUAUAUCCAGCCUAGGAAGUUGCUUUCACCAGUGGGGCCAUUGGAGUUGGUCCUUUUUCUCCCCAGUCACUUUCAUUUGGCUUUUUUAUUAUGCUGUGCGUUAAGAUAGCAUUGGGUCAUCUUCUAGCCCUUUGAAACAUGUUUUAAUGAAAACAUUUUAUGUGCUAAACAGGGGUAUUAGAUUAGAUGAAUGGAUUCUGGUUUUGGCUUAAUGUUUCAAAAAGCAUGGAUGACACCCAACCACCACCAUGCCCCACCCCUUCCCUGCCAUAGAACAAUGUGCAGCAGGACCCAAGUUUGAAUAGAGGUCUUGAGUAGUAGGGAAAACAAACUUAUUGUUUGGUUAUUGUGCAACCUUUAUCUUGGGAUAAGCAGUAUUAUUAAACUGAAGGUAUAAGUUAAAGGCACUAUCACAUUGUCAGCGGCUGUGGGCAGUUUUAUCUGUAUGUUAUUGAUACUUAUUUGGGGACUUUGUGGCUAGGGCUUCAGAGCAGUAUUUCUAAGCUUACAGAGAGAUUUGCAAACUUAUGGUUUCCCUCUCAAAUCCAUUGUAGCAGUUUCAAAUGAUUGUGUGGAUAUUGGACGUUUAAUCUU